Penicillium nucicola is the source of this 222-nucleotide messenger RNA. RefSeq lists its product as uncharacterized. The record is from RefSeq and is a predicted model, not a curated record. NCBI's taxonomy places the organism in Eukaryota, Fungi, Ascomycota, Eurotiomycetes, Eurotiales, Aspergillaceae. The coding region runs from base 1 to 222 and encodes 73 amino acids. The transcript has a single exon.
AUGGCUACCCAGUAUCCUCUGGCAAGCAUCGGAAGUUUCAUGGGCUCAAACAUCGCCCAAGAGGGUGGGAAUGAUCUACCAGAUCAAGGUAUUGUCAGUCAAGACGGACUGGUUGCUCCGGACGAUGAACUUGUAUGGGACUUGAUAGAUUCUCAACCAUGGCUGGGCUGGAUGAGAUCAGAUGCCUUGACAGAGAAUCCCACCUCUGAUUAUCUGUUAUAG